Notolabrus celidotus (New Zealand spotty) is the source of this 7015-nucleotide messenger RNA. RefSeq names its product protein tyrosine phosphatase non-receptor type 12 (gene ptpn12). Bases 480 to 2795 code for a protein of 771 amino acids. Gene Ontology annotation, biological process: peptidyl-tyrosine dephosphorylation. Gene Ontology annotation, cellular component: cytoplasm; nucleus. The transcript is spliced from 17 exons. Gene Ontology annotation, molecular function: non-membrane spanning protein tyrosine phosphatase activity. The record is from RefSeq and is a predicted model, not a curated record. NCBI's taxonomy places the organism in Eukaryota, Metazoa, Chordata, Actinopteri, Labriformes, Labridae.
AGUCCGGAUGUUCCCCAGUAGCGAAUAACCAGCAGUAGUGUGUGAAUGUGGCAACCGAGGUAGACAGGGAGGGGUAGAUAGACUGACCAGACCAAGGACUUGUUUUGUCUUUUGUCUUUAUUUCUCUUUUCUGACGAAGGAAGUGUUUACUGUCUAUGUUCCGCCACGGUUAUAAACUUGUGUGUGGAGCAGAAAGCCCGGCCGCCGCUGCGUUUCUCUGGGACUAACCGUUUAACCGUUAGUGAAAACAGCCCAGAAGAAAGAAGGAGAGGGAGAAACAACAUGGGGCAAUGAUAAAAAGAAGAAGGUGUUGUGCUGUGAACCGACGAUGACUCUCUGGGAGGAUCCGUGAAGCUUAUUUAUUUUUAUUUAUUCCCCUCUUCCCUGUCCUGUUGGUUUUAUUUUUAUAUUUUCUCCUCCCUUGUUACUUUGGGGAGGAUUUUUUUUUAAAAAGGAAAAGGAUACAAGAGGACUGAAGGAUGGACCAAGCCGGCAUCCUUAGAAAGUUUAUCCAGGAGGUGAAGGCCAUGAGCGAGGGGGACGAGGAGAGGGGAGAGGACAACUUCGGCAGCGACUUUAUGCGGUUAAGGCGAUUAUCAACCAAAUACCGGACAGAGAAGAUCUACCCCACCAAUGUAGGAGAGCGGGAGGAGAAUGUAAAGAAGAACAGAUACAAAGAUAUACUGCCAUUUGAUCACACCAGGGUGAAGCUGAAAUUAAAAACGACCAAUCAGGACACAGAUUACGUCAAUGCAAACUUUAUUAAGGGGAUUGAUGGCCCAGAAGCUUACAUUGCAACUCAGGGCCCACUGCCGAACACUGUCAUCGACUUCUGGAGGAUGAACUGGGAGUACAAUGUAGCUGUUAUUGUAAUGGCUUGCCGAGAGUUUGAGAUGGGAAGGAAAAAGUGCGAGCGCUAUUUCCCGCUGCUUGGGGAGGAGCCGAUGAGUUUUGGCCCUUUCAGAAUCUCCUGUGAAUCAGAGCAGGCCAGAACAGACUACUUUAUCAGGACUCUGACAGUGGAAUAUGAGAAUGAGACUCGGAGGAUAACACAGUUCCAUUAUAUGAACUGGCCGGACCACGAUGUCCCCUCAUCGUUUGACUCCAUAUUGGACAUGAUCGGACUGAUGAGAGAAUACCAAGAGAAUGAUGACGUUCCUAUAUGUAUACACUGCAGUGCAGGCUGUGGGAGGACGGGUGCUAUCUGUGCUAUCGACUACACGUGGAACCUCCUCAAAGCUGGGAAAAUCCCAGAAGAUUUUAAUGUUUUUCUGUUGAUCCAAGAGAUGAGGACGCAACGACAUUCUGCUGUCCAGACUAAGGAGCAGUACGAGUUAGUUCACCGGGCAAUCGCUCAGCUCUUCCAGAAACAACUGCUUCGGCUGGAGAGCCCGACCAACACGCAGAUCAACGAUGGCAUGGAUGAAAGCAGUCCAGAUAAAGCAAGCCACCAAUCAGACGACGAGAGAUGGGACACGCCUCCUCCAAAACCUCCCCGCAUUCGCAGUUCCCAGGCUGAAGGUGAUGUGAAGGAGGAGAUCCUGCAGCCCCCAGAACCUCACCCCGUACCCCCAAUUCUGACCCCGUCUCCCCCUUCAGCUUUCCCCACUGUCACCAAUGUACGGCAGGACAACGACCGCUACCACCCCAAACCUGUUAUACACGUCCUGGCUACCACACAGAAUAAAGAAACGGAUACACAGCAGAACCAGUCCGAACUCAGUUCAAACAAGCAGUCGAGCCCCUCAGAGCAGAAAGACCAGGAUCUCCAAAGUCUAAAGCAGCAGACUCAAGUCUCAAAUCUUGAUCUGAAUGACAACUACAACAACAAGACGUCGUCAACAUCCACAAAAACAGAAUCAGGCCAAAGCCAGACGCCCUCCUCGCCCCUCUCCCCGGCUCAUGAAUGUUCCGGUGCUCCUCGGAUCGAGAGGAAGCUGAGCAUCGAGAUCAAAAAGGUGCCAUUACAGGAAGGACCUCGUAGUUUUGACACCUCCGCCUCAAUGGGUGUAGCAGGAGGAGUAAGCAGCAGUUCCACAAACAAUGCAGGAGUGCUGCAAAGAAGCCACGCCUUCAAAGCCCGAUCCGGCCAAUCGUUGCUGACCUCUAGCUCUUCGCUUUCAGAGGACUCGGGCACAGAGGGGGGAGCAGGCGGGUGUGUAGAGAGUAACGCAGAUGGAGGCGUCCUCCCCAGACCCAACCACCUCCCUGUGAAGAGCGAGAAGGGGGAGACACCAGGAGGGGAGCGAGCCGAGGUGAAGGCCGGCCAUGCAGCGUGGAGUCAACCGUGCAACAGCCCGGACAAGCAGUUUCUCAAAACCACCUCCUCCUCUUCCUCCUCCUCAGAACGCGUCGCCCCUUCCUCCUCCUCUUCUUCCCACCUGUCCUCUUCCUCUUCUUCCUCUUCCUCCACCCCUGUCAGGACUGCCCUGAGCUUCACCAACCCCCUGCAUUCAGAUAACUCAGACGAGGAGGGGGAUGGGGAGAUGACUGGAGGGAAGGAGGGUCAUCGUAGUAAUGUGUCCACGGCGACAGCCAUGGUGACCACGUCCCUUCAGCACGGGGACCAGCAGCCAAUACGGAAGGUGUCGCCCAUGUCGAUCGCGGGGCAGGGCUCUCUGUCACCCUCUGCAAACACAGCAAACCCUCUGGAGGCGAAAACGUCAGCCUCAGCUGAAUGGAGCAGCUCACACAAAGACGUGUCAGAUUGUGUUAAGAAGACGUCUCCAGCAGACUCUGAAUCAGCUGGUCCCACAGCAACAGACAGCAAGGCAGACCUGGGUGGGGUUCGGUAACCGCUGCAUUCAGCCCAAAGGACCCCGAGAACCCCCCUUGGAGUGGACAUGAUGGAACGGUCCAUCUGCGCCGUUCACCAACAAGCGUGCUCCUUCGUCAGGAGAUGGACUAUACUGAUCUCACCUGGCUGGUCCAAAACAAAAAAACGUCAUAGAUGCUAGAAAGACAGAAUGCACAAUUUUACAUAGAAGUCCCUUCUGUGUAACUCUGUGCCAAUACCUUCUCCUCCUCUUCCACCUCCUCCUCCUCCUCCUCCUCUGUCGUUCCUUCAAAGUGCCACAGUGCAAAGCAGACGAACAGUUUCCAGUCAAGUGGCUUGUCCAUUUUAGAACAAGACCCAUGUUUUCCUGCUCGAGUUUGCUGAUGUUAGAGGUUUUGAUUUUCUAGAAACUGACCUGGGAUCAGUCCUGUCAUUGGUUAAAGGAUAAUUCCUGUUUAUUUCAGCUGUUUUUUGGUGGCUUGCAAGUAGAAUAAUCUUGUUUUUUUUCUCUGAGCUGUUGACACAUCAUGAAUAUUUGAUCAUUUUGAGGCUGAAGGAAGAGAGGUGCAGGUGUACACUAAUAUGUGUUCACCUUGAAACAACAGGUAGUCAGUUUUCUGUCAUACCAAAUGAGAAAAGGUUUUUUUUUUCAAUCAGGAAUGAUCUUUAAUCGGACAAGCUACUGCGGGAAGCUGAUUCCUGAGGUUUAACUGAACUCCCCGAAGCUGUCUCGCUUCCUCCUACUGAAUGAACAACAAUCUUCAAAGCGAACCUAGAUAAUCUGUUACCCAUGAUGCAACCUUUUCUGUUGGGUAUGUACGGGUUGCCAGGGUGCUCUCUCUUUCUCUCUCUCUAUCUCUCUGUCUGUCUCUCUCUCUUCUUCUUCUUUCUGUGUGCUGGUGCUACAUUACAAAGGAUCAGUGUAGAAACGGAUGCACUCGAGCUGACUGUUAUCAACCUGUACUUGUUUCUUACAUGCAUUGAGGUUUAUUCCUGUGUUCGCUGCAGUAAUGUUAGCUCGAGUGCUUUGUAUUUCCAUACUGGCCUCCCUGUUUACCAGAGUCGUAGAUGUAUGCAGUUUGGUCAUUGUGGUGGUCAGUGAGAGUGCUGCUCUGUGGAUAUUUGUGGAAUUAUUUGACAUUUUGGGAAACUGGCUUAGUCACUUGUGGGAGUAAUUUCCUUCUCAUGUCUGUACGGUAAAUAAGGGCCAAGAGCCAGAAGCAGCUUAGCUUAGCUUAGCUUGGUAUAAACACUGGACAGAGUCUUAAUGCUUAAAUUCCACCCACCAGAACUUUUAAAGCUCAUGAACAAAGGUGUUAUAUCUCAUUCACUUGAAACACACAUGCUUUAGUAUAACUUGGGUUGUAUGCUGGACUGGUUGCAGUGACUUCUUUAAAACAGUUUUGCUCAUAAACCCUGAAAAAUUUAUAUUAUUACACUUUUUGCACUAUUUAUACAAAUGAGAAUGACAAUAUCUAGACUAGCUGUUCACCUUUUCCCAGUGUUUACACCAAGCUGAAUCUUUAAAGGUCCUGUGAGUAGUUUUUGCGUACUGAUGAAACAGACUUAAAUGAAUACUGACGCAUGUUUAUGACCUAUUAAAGUAAACAAGGCCAUAAGCGGCAAGCUUGAUCUUUUCUAAACACUUAUCAUGGUGUCUUAAAAUUGCUGCUGCAGGGUAGCUGGCAUAGUGACAGGUUAACUGUGCACUACCAAAACAACCUCUUAUAAAUGACACAUUUUAUUGUUUAAAUAAAGCUUGAUGAGAUUUUUUGAUAAAAGCAAUACUCACACAUAAACGGGACAAAAUCUACAGCAUGGCAUGUCCACCACAAGGGGUGCCAAAAUCAAUGCAAAUUAAACUUUCCUCACAGGAGCUUUAAGAACAGUUUUUCCUAUCAUCUCUUGUGACAUAGCACAAGCUUCACUUUUUUUGCACUGGUUAGCAUGGUUAUCUUCAUGCUAAGCUAUGCUAACAAAAUGUAACAUACAGACAUGAGAGUGGUAUCAAUCUUCUAAUCUCAUUUUAGGCAAAAAAAAAAAAAAAAAACAAGUCUAGGUUUAAAAAACAUUCAAAGUAUUCAGUGUAUUUCUGCAGCAGUGGAUGUGAAAGAUAGUGUUGACCUUUUGACUGUGAGAAGGCAAAGCUAGAUGUAAUGAUGCUGGAGCUUGAAAUGAAGGAGUUCAGUAGGAGGUGAUUGAAUGUGGUAAUGGUGUUUUAUUGAUUACGCUGAUUAAACUAAUACACAAACAGAUUUAUAAUUUUAAAGCUGUUAUUCUAGUUGAUCGACCAGAUAGAGAAAAUGUUAAGAUUUGAGUUAGAAUUGGCAAAAAAGAAAGCAAAAGUAUGACUUAUGAUAUUUACAGCAUAAUUCCCACAGCUGUGUCUAAUUAUUCUUUUAAUUCCAGUCAAAACAGAGUGAAAAUGAACUGAAAGAAAACCUCAGCAAUGACCAAACUCCUCCUCUCUGUGACUCUGGCCCUCACUGCUGGGACCAUGAGCCUGCCUUAGACAGCCAAUGACAGUCCUCCUUUAUUUGGCCUCUUUUCUUUGUGUGUGUCUGUGUGUUUUUGUCCUCUCUCUAAGUCUUAACUUGGGACUCAGUUAUUUUCCUUCUGCACUGUCCUGUCUUUGUUUUGUGUUACUUUUCCGUUCUUUUUUCCUCCCCUGCUGGCGAGGCCCUGAGAUGAACAACCAUGCCAGUCUUGUUCUUUAUAUGUGCUGCCAGUUUACUCACAAUAAAACCUCAGUUUUUUGCAGUAGGAAUGUUACACAUCUUCUGAAACUCUUACAAGACUUGACAGAGUAAUAUAAAGCCUGUUUUCCCUAUAAAACAAACAAACAAAGGUCUCUACUAAGAGGACUUGCAUGGUUCCUCAUCUGACGGCUGAACUCAAACUGAUACUGUAGCUGCUUCUGUUUGUGAAACAAAGACUGAAUAAGACAGCAGCAGCCAGGGACCCAGGACUACUGUUUUCUCCUGAUUUUUAGCGCUCUUUGCUAACUCCUCCUUCAUUUGCUACCAUAACUAUACAGUAUAUGCAUUGUUUUAUAAGAUAAAGAACUGUACAGGGCAGUUUAGGUAUAUAAUAUUUUCAGAUUUUUUGUUAUCUCGUAAAUAUUCUUAUUAACAGAAGAUGUAAGAAAGUCAGUGCAUGAUGAUAUGAUGAUGAUAUGAUGAUUCCUCCCUUACACCAUAUUUCCCUUCAAACUGUAAAUUAUUCCGCUGCCCUUUUUUUUUUUGCUCCUGGCAAAUAUUUCAGGGUUAUUUUUAUUUUUAUGUUUGAGUUAUAUGAUAAAGAUUGAUUUUUUUCUUUUUGUUUGUUUUGUUUUAAAUUGGUUGGCAGAGGAAAAGCGUUGCCCCUUCCAGAUAGCUACAGUGGGCUCCUGAAUAAGAUUGUAAUAAUAAUAUUAAUGAUGAUAAUAAUAAUAAUGGUUGUUUUUUUUGUAAAUGGUAUUUUAAAAGUUAUUUUUGUAUACGCGGUUGUUUGUUGCGUCACAAGUCCACUGCCACCCACCAAAAUCUCCUCUUUUACUCUCGUCUCUCAAGCUUUCUCCACUUUUCCUUUUUAUUCUCCAAGCUUUUUUUUUUCUUUUUUACACCUUUGGAUUUUUCUUUUGCUCGUGAAAUGUAAAACAUGCAGCAGAGAUAGAUCUCCUGCUCAAGACACGGAGCAUCUCAAUAUUUCUCUCCUCUGCCCCAUCUUUGGUACCAUCCCCUGCUGUUUUCUCUCUUUCAACCCCCUCCCUCCCUCGUUUCUGCCCUUCUAAUUUUUAAAAGGCUGUCAUCUUCAACACGUCAGUUCUCUUCAGUCCAACAUCUCUAACUGAACGUUGGAUCAAAUUCGGAAACCCACCAUGGAACCUGACUAAAACACAGCUUUUAAACUUCCUCCCUUACUUUCUCUUCAUUUAGCACAUGUUAGCCAUGCACACUAGCCUCAAUCUCAGACAAGAGCCCACCUGUGCCUUUAAGUGAGAGCCCGCCCACUUCCCCUCUCUUUCCUUUCCUCCCCCUCUGUCCAAUCAUAAUUAACGGCUUGAGCGUGAGCGAUGUGAUUCGCUGCUGCUUGCUCAUUGCCUCCUGUGGGACUCUCUUUCAACACCCCCACAUACACAUACACCAUCACCACCAACCCUGUACCCACUCUUCACGCACAUACACAAAUAGACACACACACACCCAAAAUGUUUGUAUGUUGCAGAAAUCAAUCAGUAAAAUUGAACAUUAAGUAAAA